Molecule: messenger RNA, 1590 nt
Organism: Didymella exigua CBS 183.55
Lineage: Eukaryota; Fungi; Ascomycota; Dothideomycetes; Pleosporales; Didymellaceae
Product: amino acid transporter
Exons: 2
Coding region: 1-1590 (529 amino acids)
Biological process (GO): amino acid transmembrane transport
Cellular component (GO): membrane
Molecular function (GO): L-amino acid transmembrane transporter activity
Source: RefSeq, a predicted model, not a curated record
AUGUCCAAGCUCUUCUCCAGAUACGGGGCCACUUCUGAGGUAAAGGCAACACUUGUCGAGGGCCAGCCUACGUCCGAUCCUGACGCUCCACCAUCCGAUAUCGAUAAUGGAUCUCUCUACCGGGUCCGCCAAUCAAAGCGCCAGAUCGGUAUCACAUCAGCAAUUUUCCUCGUCACAAACCGAAUGGUCGGUACUGGUAUCUUUGCGACCCCAAGUGCCAUCCUCUCCCUAUCUGGUAGUGUUGGCUUAUCUCUCAUCAUUUGGGUCGCGGGCAUGCUGGUCGCUGCUGCUGGUAUGGCUGUCUACUUAGAAUUCGGCACAGCUAUCCCGAGGAAUGGAGGUGAGAAGAACUACCUUGAGUUUGUCUACAGCAAGCCCAAGUUCCUCGCUACAGGUCUGUACACUGGCUACGUUAUCCUUCUGGGAUGGGCUGGAUCCAACUCGGUCGUAUUCGGAGAGUACAUCCUCCACGCCGCCAAUGUUGAAGUCAACCGCUGGAACCAGCGUGGUGUCGGUCUGGCUUGCAUCACCUCUGCUUUCCUUAUCCACGGUCUCACUUUGAAAUGGGGUUUGAGGCUUCAGAACCUACUCGGAAUAAUCAAGCUUUUCAUCAUCCUCUUGAUCGCCGUUUCUGGAUGGGCAGCACUCGGUGGUGUGCUCAAGAUCGAGAAGCCCAACAACUUCGACAACGCCUUCGCCGGCACCACUGGAAGCGCUUAUGGAGUUGUUACUGCGCUGUACAACGUCAUCUGGAGUUACAUUGGAUACAGCAACGCCAACUACGCGCUCAGCGAGACCAAGAACCCGGUUCGCACCCUCAAAAUCGCUGCUCCUCUGGCUCUGGGAUCUGUCGCCAUCCUAUACAUGUUCGUCAACAUUGCCUACUUCGCUGCCGUUCCUGCGGACGAGAUCAUCGCCUCGAAGCGUCUUGUAGCUGCAUCGCUGUUCCGCAACGUCUUCGGUCCCAGAGCUGAGCGCGCGCUUUCUGUCUUCGUUGCUCUGUCAGCUUUCGGAAACGUCCUCAGUGUCAUCUUCUCCCAAGGUCGUCUUGUGCAGGAACUGGGUCGCGAGGGUAUUCUUCCCUGGUCCAGACUCUGGGCAAGUAACCGUCCUUUCAACGCACCUCUUGCUGGUCUGUUCGAGCACUGGCUCGUCUCUGUCGUCAUCAUGUUGGCUCCCCCUCCUGGUGAUGCGUACAACUUCAUCCUCAACGUCAUCUCAUACCCGCUCGCCAUUGUCAAUGUCUUUGUCGCUGCUGGUCUGGCGUGGCUGUACCUCCACAAGGAGGAGUACAACUGGAACCCUCCGAUCAAGGCCACUCUGCCCGUCACCAUAUUCUUCUUCCUGAGCAACGUCUAUCUCGUCAUCGCACCCUUUGUGCCUCCCAGCGAGGGCAAUAGUGUCUACGAAACUCUUCCAUACUACCUACACUGCGUUGUUGGCUUCGGCAUCAUCGCUGCUGGCGGUGUUUACUGGGCCAUUUGGGCGGUUGUGCUGCCCAAGCUUGGAAACUACACACUCCACCGUGAGGUUGUUGUUGAUGAUAUUGAUGGCUGGGAGAGGCAUGUGUUCAGGAAGGUACCAAAGUGA